Molecule: messenger RNA, 4546 nt
Organism: Fundulus heteroclitus (mummichog)
Lineage: Eukaryota; Metazoa; Chordata; Actinopteri; Cyprinodontiformes; Fundulidae
Gene: g3bp2a
Product: GTPase activating protein (SH3 domain) binding protein 2
Exons: 13
Coding region: 218-1768 (516 amino acids)
Cellular component (GO): cytosol; ribonucleoprotein complex
Molecular function (GO): mRNA binding
Source: RefSeq, a predicted model, not a curated record
AAUAAACGGAAGGUAUCACUUUAAAAAUCUGCAAUCUCUGGUUCAGCAGAGACCACACUGGCACUCGGAGAGCAGUGUGGGAAAAAUUGAACAUUUCGCCUGGGAUACUUUGUGUUUCAGAGCAACUUACGGCUGGUUACUUGUACUUAUUUAUUACAUCUACUUCUGUCUGAAUAGAUAGGUCCCUCAAAAGCACUUAAUAUUGUUUACCAAAGAAAUGGUGAUGGAGAAGCCAAGUCCCCUGCUUGUAGGGCGGGAGUUUGUGAGGCAGUAUUACACACUCUUGAACAAGGCGCCUGAUUUCCUGCACAGGUUUUAUGGGAGAAAUUCUUCAUACGUUCAUGGAGGGAUUGACCCAAGUGGGAAGCUCGCCGAAGCCGUGUACGGCCAAGCGGAAAUCCACAAGAAGGUCAUGUCAUUGCAGUUCAGUGAAUGUCACACAAAAAUCCGACACGUGGACGCUCAUGCCACACUUAGCGACGGCGUUGUGGUGCAGGUCCUUGGAGAACUGUCCAACAACGGCCAACCAAUGAGAAAAUUCAUGCAGACAUUCGUGCUUGCUCCAGAGGGUUCAGUGGCGAACAAGUUUUACGUCCACAACGACAUCUUCUGUUACGAGGACGAAGUCUUCGGAGACUCUGAGGCGGAGCUUGACGAAGAAUCGGAGGAGGAAGUCGAGGAGGAACCGGAGGAGAGGCAGGCGUCUCCCGAGCCACUUCAGGAAAGUCCCAACAGCACCACCUACUAUGAAGCUCACCCUGUCGCCAAUGGUGUGGAGGAGCCCAUGGAGGAGCCAGCCCCAGAACCGGAGCCAGAACCUGAGCAGGAGCCAAAAGUUGAGGAGGUUAAACCCGAGGUAGAAGAAAAGGUUAUGGAGGAAAUGGAGGAGAAAGCGCCUUCACCGGCGCCCGUGGAGUCUCCACCAAACACCCAGGAGCCUGCCAAGCCUUUCUCCUGGGCUUUGGUGACCAGUAAAAACCUGCCUCCUUCUGGCACAGUCCCCUCCUCUGGACUCUCUCCACAUGUUGUUAAAGCUCCAAGCUCACAGCCACGGGUCGAAGCCAAGCAGGAGACGCCAGCAGCGCCUCUGCGCCCCAGAGACCAGCGGACCCGCGACAGACCGACCUUCACCCAGCGAGGUCCCAGACCCGGUAAUGAGAGCUCCACCCAGGACGGUGUUCCAUCUUCAGAGUCACAAACGGGGAAACCACACUUAAGUUUUGUCAAUAAAGGUGGAAGAGACGCUGAACCCGGGGACAUGGACGGCAGACGGAUCGUGCGCUACCCUGACAGCCACCAGCUUUUUGUUGGCAACCUCCCACAUGACAUCGACGAGACCGAGCUCAAAGAGUUCUUCAUGACGUACGGCAACGUGGUGGAGCUGCGGAUCAACACCAAGGGGGUCGGCGGAAAGUUGCCCAAUUUUGGAUUCGUGGUCUUCGAUGACUCCGACCCCGUGCAGAGGAUCCUGGGGGCCAAGGUAGAAGGGCCCAUCAUGUUUCGAGGCGAGGUGCGUCUGAACGUGGAGGAGAAGAAGACGAGAGCGGUGCGCGAGCGCGAGACCCGAGGCGGAGAUGACCGUCGGGACAUGAGGCGCAACGACCGGGGCCCCGGCGGCUCGCGUGGCAUCGUGGGACCCGGGAUGAUGCGCGAACGCGACGGGCGGGGACCGCCGCCUCGAGGCGGCAUGGCCCCCAAACCGGGCAUGGGUCCCGGCAGAGGCGCCGGCGGUCAGGGGGAGAGCCGGUUCACGGCCCAGCGCCGCUGAGCAGACCGCCGCCUGCCGCGUGGAAGUAGUGUCGUGUUCUCCAUCUUCAGCCGUUCUCAUUAAUGAAAAGAAAUCGUCAUGUAUAAAGUAUAUAUUUGGUGGUGUAUUUUUUUUUUUCUUUUUCUUUUUUUUUUCCGGCUUUUUAUUUUUUCUCCCCCCCCUUCUUGCUUUGGAAUGUGACACAGCCUGUCAACCAUUUGUUUGUGAAAUAGACAAAACAAGCAAACAAAAUAAUGUUUCGCUUAAUAGUUGUGAGCUGAGCUUCCUCUUUGGGUCUCAAGAGUUCAAACUUGAAUUUGUCAAUUUGUGAUUUAAAAGGCACCCCGAGCAGGACUAAUCUGCCACAUUUAGGAGGGACUGAUGAGACUUUAAUCUGCAGCAGUACAGCCCAUCGCUUUCAGAGAGAUUAUACACCUUGACUAACUGAGGGUUUAAUUCAUGAAAUUCCUCAAUUGCACAUUUUCUAUCGUAGUUUUCUGCCCGUUAUUGUCAAGGGAAAGUGUUGCAGAAUCGGUUGCAGUUUCACAGGAAAAGCACCUUUUUUAUUUUUAUUUCCCCCCUUUUGAUAGAACGAGACCACUGCUACAAAAUUGCAUAGUGCGCUCCUCAGUUGGCACUAAUGGGUACUUUUGUCUCAUGUUGGCGUCCCGACUCGGACCGCCGCUGGAGAGACCUGGACCGCAGGUCCGUUUCGUAGCCUGGCUGCUGUGACCAAUGCCCCCCCCCCCCCAACUACUCUGCAGUCACUGCUGGAUGGACAAGACGAGCAAAUUCACUUUUUUUUAUUUUCUUCCUUGUAAAUAAAAAGUUCAACUCUCGGACCUUUUACCAAAUGAGUUGGGGACAGAGGGUUGAUGAUGGUGGCUCGCUGUUUAUAUUUUGAUUCCAGCUUCUUUUUUCUUUUCUUUUUUUCAUGCCUGCCUGACUGCGAAACUGGGAUUAGUGAACCAUGUCCUCCUCCUUCCCUCCCUCCCUGUCAUGAGUGUGGAGUAACCGAAUAAAUGUAGAGUAAAAAUCAGUUUACUACAUGCUUUGCUUCUCUGUCUAUAGUUUUAUUUUUAUUUUGUCUCGAUUUAAAGGAAAAUGAGCAUGAUGGUGCCUUCCAGUUCACCUCUUCAAGUCUUACUGAAGUGCAACGCUUACAGAGUCGCUUCGUCUUGAACUUUGUUCUGCUCCGAGCAGACGGGAGUAAUACAGUAUUCAUAAGAUUUGCUUUCUUUUUUUUUUUUUUUUUUUUCAGCUGCAGGAUUUUCCUCUUUUCGUACUGUUUGACUACCUAAAAUGAUCUGCUGUGAGCUGUGUACGUUUUUAUUUGCUGUAAUUCUCUUGGGGUUUUGUAGAGACAACCGGUGCCUGCAGGUUUUUUUUUUCUUCAGUUAAACGGUUGAUAAACGCAUCCAAGGAACUUUCACCCCAAAACCAAAAGGUACAUUAAGGAUGGUGACGAUGAAACGAGUCAAGGCCCUACAUGGGCAUGGAUUACUCUUCAAGCCUUUUUUUCUUUUUUUUAUUCUGGCACCUCAUGACGACACUUUGGAUAAUCCUUGGACUCACAAGUUUGUUUCCCCAACAACAGUUUUGUACCUUCAGUCCAGCGAGUAAUUGUGAACAUUUUUCUAUCGUCGGUGCAUUUGUAUUCUCCCAUGCCGAUCAUUCACUGUGCUGCUUGUAGUCCGUGCUUUGUUUCUCAUGCUCGAGGCCAAAUUAAGCCAGCGGUGCCCUCGUUUGGGAUGGGAUCUUUUUUUUUUCUUUUCUUUUUUUUUUUAAAUCGACCGCUGGGGAGGGAAGACUCUGGUUUCAGUCAGAAAAGGAAGACACAAGUGUUUAAUUUUUCUCUUGUCAUUAUUUUGUCUUGCACUGAAAUGGAAAGUUAAACGAUCAUGAUGUAGCAUUUUAUUUUUAUUUUUUUUUCCCCCCUUGACAAAGAUACUUUGGUCUUCCUUGUCUGGUGGUGUUGCACUAAAUUCAAGGUUCCUGGGACAAUCUGUGGCUCCGAUCAAAGGGGGACUGGCAAGAAAAUCUACCCAGCAAUGGAAAAAGGAGAAAUCUGAUGAAAUUUUUUGCUCCCUCAUUGUUUUCAUGUUGACUGCUCGGUUCUCUCCAAGGUCGGCCCAUUAUUUGUCCCCUAAAUGUUUACCACGGCCAUUUUUAUUUUAUUUUUUUUAACAGCUGUCAUCACAGCAUUGGUCCAUGAGAGGAGAGGGUGAAGAGGAACCAUCAUGCUUUCAGAACUAUGUAUGUUGGCUAUGGGGGAAGACGUUAAAUCAUGGUCUGGUUGGUGGCAAAGAACCCGGCGCCGUGUCCCAAACAUGUUCAGGAUCCUCAGGAAGCAAACUGUAAAUUGAUUAAAACCAACCAUCCCGGUCCUUACCCAGUGGAAAUGGGAACAGCUUGUUGGCUUUAGCAGAUGUGAACAGCUGGCCGCCAUCAUAGUUUCACUGUUUCUACCCUUUAACUUUAUUCUAGUGCAAAUUGUUGCAGGUGGAUGUUUUUUUUUUUUUUUUAGUUUAGGUUUCUUUUCCUGCUUCUGCAACCCUGAAUGUUGGAUUUAAAUACAAUAAACUACUGAGAACAGCUCUGCUCACAUGUUCAUGUUUACAGCUAACCUUGGGAGGAGGGGGGGGGGGGCUGUGUUGAUGUGGUCCGGCUGAGAAAAAAGACGGUUAAUUAGGAAUUUGUUGGAAGGGGACAUCUGCAGGUCAUACGAUGUGAAAAAUGUUCCUUUUUUUUAUUCUCCUGUGACCAAACGUGGUAAUAAAGCUCUGCUCUUUAUCUGAA